AUGGACAGUGUCUUGGACCCUUUCUCCGCACUCGACUCGUUCUCCUCCCCUCCUUAUUUCGACGAUGAUGAGUUUUUUACGGACCAGUCCUCCAGAGACGGACAUUUGGACACGGAUGACUUUCUGGACGAGGACGUCGACUUCCUGACCAGCCAUUUCCAAGACUAUUAUAGCAAGGAUAGCGGCAGCAGAGCGGCGCCCCACGAUGGGGACUACGACAUCGGCAACUUGUCGUUCUCCUCCUCGUCGUCCACCUUCUCGUACGGCUGCGCUGACAGCACGCCGGAACUCUCCCCUCAGAUGGGCGGUCACCACGGCGGCCCGUUACUGAAGCGGCGGAGGCGGAUGAGGUCCGAGAUGGAGAUGCAGCAGCUGAGGCAGGCGGCCAACGUCAGGGAGCGGCGCAGGAUGCAGUCCAUCAACGACGCUUUCGAAGGGCUCCGCUCCCACAUCCCCACCCUGCCCUACGAGAAGCGUCUCUCCAAGGUGGACACUUUGCGCCUGGCCAUCGGCUAUAUCAACUUCCUGGCCGAGCUGGUGCAGUCGGAUCUGCCCAUCAGGAAUUCCAACAGCGAGGCGCACACUCAGCCCAAGAAAGUCAUCAUCUGUCACAGAGGCACAAGGUCUCCCUCCCCAAGCGACCCGGACUACGGCCUGCCCCCCCUGGCGGGGCACUCUCUGUCCUGGUCGGAUGAAAAACAGCUCCGGGAGCAGAACAUCAUCCGCACCGCCAAGGUCUGGACGCCGGAGGACCCCCGCAAACUUCAUAGCAAGGCCGGCCUCACCGACAUUGAAAACGAGCCUCCCUUCAGCCUGGUGGCCUAG
Molecule: messenger RNA, 825 nt
Organism: Myripristis murdjan (pinecone soldierfish)
Lineage: Eukaryota; Metazoa; Chordata; Actinopteri; Holocentriformes; Holocentridae
Gene: ptf1a
Product: pancreas associated transcription factor 1a
Exons: 2
Coding region: 1-825 (274 amino acids)
Biological process (GO): developmental process; regulation of transcription by RNA polymerase II
Molecular function (GO): RNA polymerase II transcription regulatory region sequence-specific DNA binding; protein dimerization activity; DNA-binding transcription factor activity, RNA polymerase II-specific
Source: RefSeq, a predicted model, not a curated record